CCACUGCUAUUUCCUGGUCAGAAGCAGUGCUGUGCCACACUGCUGGGCAGGAAAGUUCCUCAAGGCAGCUACAGGUUAUGAACGCCAACUAUACGCCUUAACUACUCUAAUUUUAUCCUCACAACAAAUCUAUGUGGUGUUUUUUAAGAUCUGUUUCAGAGAUGGGAAGGCAGAUGCAAAGAGGUUUAAAUCAUUUGUUCAAGCAAAUGGCAGAACUGGGAUUUGAACCCAGGACUGCUUGUCGCCACCACCAGCAAUACUGUCUUCUUAGGAAAUAUUAGGGCUGGAAGGAUCAUCAUAUUGAACUGCUGCCCCUACACUAUUUUACAGAUGAGGAAACUGAGGCCCAGAGAAGGGUACGAAUGCCACAGAGGAGUCUGAUCUGAUUUUGUGUACCUUCCCUUCCUCCUCCUCUCAAGAGAGCCCAGAAGGGAAGCUACUGACCUCUUAUAGGUGUAGCCCAAGAUGAUGCCAGCUCCGAUGGCAAUGAUGAUCACCAUCAUGGCGAUACCCAGCACGUAGCCUGCCAAGGAGAGGACAUGAGGUCCCGUUAGCCACACCCAGGACAAUCGGCAAAUGGCAUCUCUUGAUGGACCCUAGCAAGGACAGGGUUGGGGCAGUCAUACCAAGCGUCCCCAGGUCCUUCUUCUCCUUGGAGUUCAUUCGCACCCUCUGGCUGAUCCCAACCACUGGCUGCACGGCUGCCACCUCGCUCUGGGCCGGCAGGGCAUUGGCGGGCGCAAACACCUGCUCAUCUUCACCUGGCACUUCGGAUUCUUCCUUGCCCAUCUCUGUUGUCGGGGCUGACGGGGCCUCAGAGGGGGUCUCUGGAGGUGAGGUGGGAAAUAGCUCUCAUCAGAGACCGUCCUGAGUGAAUUCCACAGCUGAACCUGCCCCAUUGUAGGGGGACAUGAGGGCAGGGUCCACCUUAGAAUCACUGAAAUCAAACUCUGCCCCAGAGGCAAAACCUGGAAAGGCCAGUCCUGAGAGGGCUGCACCAUUGCUGGGACAAGGCAACUGGGAGGGGACAGCCUCCUGCCUCCCAUGUCUUCCUCUGUUCAAUUCCUUGCUAUCCUCCAAGGCCCAACUCAGCUGCCAUCUUCUCCAGGGGGUCCCCUUCCAUGCCAGGAGGCAAUCCAUGACUUCCCUGGGCAGCUCACAUUUAUUGCGCCCACACUUUGCGCCAAUCCCUGUGUUAAAUACUUUACCCUGAUAAUCCCAUUUAAUUCUAGACAACUCUCUUGCUGUCUCGAGGGCAACAAGCUCUUCGGAGUCUAGGAAACUCAGAUUCAAAUCUGGGCCCGGUCAGUGCUUUUGCGAAGUUGCUGAACUUCGCCGAGCCUCGGAUCCCCCAGUUUCUUCCCAGGGUGGGGGAAGAGUGCCUGGCGCGCACAUGCUCCCUAAACUGUCAACAAACGCUGAGGGGCGCGCCCGGAACAGGCGCGCUGGGCGGGGCGCGCGCGGCCGGGGGGCGGGGCCUCUCCUCCCACGGUUGUUUACAAGGCGCUCGCGGAGGAUGAGCUCACUCUCAGCGGCGGCGGCGACCAAUGGGAUUAAGGCCCUGCGGCCUGGAGACAGCCCUGGCCAAUCGGACGGCGCAGGGGCGGGGCGGGGUCGGCCGGCGUCGCGCGGCCGCACGUGCGCGGCGGGUGUAACGGCAGCUCCCAGUCAGGCGCAGAGGUCCGGGGGUCCCGGAGUCCCGGGAUACCCGGCGGGUACCUGGGCAGCGCACGUCCUCGCAGGGCCGCUUCUCGGCGGCGCCGUCCUCGCUGCUGACGUAGCACCAGGGCCCGCGCGGGUCCUGGUCCGGGUUCCGGCAGUAGCUGUGGUUGCCGGCGCCUGGGAGGGGCGAGAGGGCGCCAUGGGCUGAGGCCUGGGCCGCGGCCGCCGCCCGCCCACCCGUCCCGCAGUCCCCGGGGCGGACACUCACCCGACCCGGGGGCCGACGCCAGGCCGCUCUGCGCGUCCAGCCAGUUGAGGCAGCGGAGGCCCGGCGCGGGCGAGGGCUGGUCCGCCCGGUACAGGUGGCCGUUGUCCCAGAAGCAGCCUGUGAGGAAGAGGAAGCCCCCCCACCAGACACUGAGUGGCGGGCGGCGAAUUGAGGCACCGAGCGUGGCGCCCACCCCGGCCGUGCCCCUGUCCUGCCGGGCCUCCCUCUCCUCACGUGGGAAACGGCACCUGCCUCACAGGGUGGUUGUGAGCCCCAAGAGAGGCAAGAAGAGAAGACGCCUUUAAACCGCCCCCCACCCCCAAGCUGGGGUCUGGCCUUCAGUCAGCGUUCAGAGAACAUUAAUUUUUUAAUUAAAUUAAUUAUUUCUCUUAAUCCGGAAAGCCCUACAGGAGUGCAAGAGAUUGUUCCUCUUGAACUUGUGGCCACUUUGGAGGAGACAGGGGCUUGGGGCCCUUCGUGGAGGUAGUGGGAGUAGUUUGGGGGUCGGUGGGCCGCCGUGUCCUGAGAUUCAUCCCUGUUUAUCGUGCCCGCCUUACAUAAACUCCAGCGGAUGCGGCCACCUUCUUCCAGUCUCCCACAGGCAACAUUCCCUCCCGAGAGCAUUCUACAAAAGCCUUGAUGCAACCAGGCAAAAGAUUCAAGAAGCAUCAAACGCAGGGAACCGUCCUCAUCGCUGCCGGGAUGUGAUUCCGAAUUCCCACUCUCCUCCGCAGGGGAUCUAGGGGCAGGGGGCUGGGGAAGGAGGGCCUGGGUUCUGGCCACAUCAUUCAGAUACCCUAAAAAGGACAGGGCUUAAGGAAUGGGAGAGAUGAACCCCCCCCCCCUUCCCCAUCCCCCGAGUUCCAUCAACUCUUGAGCCACAGGCAAGGAAAGGGAAAGAGAAAGUGGCUACUUGCCUUUGUUCUUAAUGGCAAAGAUGGAGCUGCAACCCCUGGCAAGGAAAGGGGGUGGGGAGAAAUGUAUAUAUAUAGUAAAGCUUUCGUUGGACAACAGACAGCAGCUAUAAAAGCUUCAUGUCGUGUCAUCGUCCUGGCUAGCCUGCUCAUGUUCGGGAAGUAGGGAGCUUCGUUAAGUUGCUGCAGAAAGGAAGGAAGGUACCCUCACCUCCGGAUCCAUAGGCUUCUGCAAGGAGCAUGUUGCUGAUGAGAACUGUCUGUACCCAGGCCAGCAGCAUCCCAGCCUUGGUCAUCCUGCAGGUGUCCAAAGUGCCUGGGAGCCCAGGUCCCCUUGGCGGCUGCUCUGCCUCCCUGUCCCAGCCUUGCCGGCAGACCUGCCCUUGUUACGAUCUUCUGGUAAACAGCCUCUCUUUAGAACUGGGAGAUUCCCAGCUAGCUCGCUGCAGCGGCGCGAGGUUGUUUUCGGCUGAGAGGCGCCCCCUGGGUCCUAAGCCUCCUAUGCCCUGCAAGAUCAUUAACCCUGGGUCCAGAGAGGAGCAGAGCCAAGCGAAGAGAGGCAGAGAGGUUCACGUUGCGCUUAGCAGAGGAAUCGGUUAGAGACCUGCAUGCCUGCAUCCCCAGGGCUUUUCAUCUCUUCUGUUUCGAUUUUGUGGCUUGGAACCAUGCUGGCACACAGCAGUGAAGAAGAGUGAUAAAUAUUUGUUGAAUGAAUGGAUGAAUGCUGGCAGCUUAAUCUUCAGUCAUCCGUCUGUCACUCCUGGUGGAGCUGGUGCAAUGAAGGGGAGUCCUCCUCAUACUGAAUCUUAACCCACUGAAGAACCGUCACCCUGUUAACUUGCUAGAAUAGAGCUGUUCCUGCAGUCUCGGCUUAAUGGAAGCGUAUCCUGAGAUCCUGACUUCUCAAGAUGGCUCGGACUCAAAAGAACAAGGCCACAGCACAUCACCUAGGGCUGCUUAAAGCUCGCCUUGCUAAGCUUCGCCGGGAACUCAUUACUCCAAAAGGUGGUGGUGGUGGUGGACCUGGAGAAGGUUUUGAUGUGGCCAAGACAGGUGAUGCUCGAAUUGGGUUUGUGGGUUUUCCAUCUGUGGGGAAGUCAACACUGCUCAGUAACCUGGCAGGAGUGUAUUCCGAGGUGGCAGCCUAUGAAUUUACUACUCUGACCACUGUGCCAGGCGUCAUCAGAUACAAAGGUGCCAAGAUCCAGCUUCUGGAUCUCCCAGGUAUCAUUGAAGGUGCCAAGGAUGGGAAAGGUAGAGGCCGUCAAGUCAUUGCAGUGGCCCGAACCUGUAACUUGAUCCUGAUUGUUCUGGAUGUCCUUAAACCCUUGGGGCAUAAGAAGAUAAUUGAAAAUGAACUGGAAGGCUUUGGCAUUCGCUUGAACAGCAAACCCCCUAACAUUGGCUUUAAGAAGAAGGACAAAGGAGGCAUUAAUCUCACGGCCACUUGUCCUCAAAGUGAGCUGGAUGCUGAAACUGUGAAGAGCAUCUUGGCUGAAUACAAAAUUCAUAAUGCUGAUGUGACUCUGCGUAGUGAUGCCACAGCUGAUGACCUCAUUGAUGUGGUGGAAGGAAACAGAGUGUAUAUCCCCUGUAUCUAUGUGUUAAAUAAGAUUGAUCAAAUCUCCAUUGAGGAAUUGGAUAUCAUCUAUAAGGUACCUCACUGCGUCCCCAUCUCUGCCCACCACCGCUGGAAUUUUGAUGAUCUGUUGGAAAAGAUCUGGGAUUAUUUGAAACUAGUAAGGAUUUACACCAAACCCAAAGGCCAGUUACCAGACUACACAUCUCCGGUGGUGCUGCCUGACUCCAGGACCACAGUGGAGGACUUCUGCAUGAAGAUUCACAAAAAUCUUAUCAAAGAAUUUAAAUAUGCUCUGGUCUGGGGUCUGUCUGUGAAGCACAAUCCUCAGAAAGUGGGUAAAGACCAUACGUUGGAGGACGAGGAUGUCAUUCAGAUUGUGAAGAAGUGAAACCUUUCCUUUUCCCCAAUGGCUGGGCCAACUGCAGCAGCUUUCCCCAUGAACAAGCACCCUAUGACAUGCCCCUUCUUGGCUUUAGCUGCUGCUUGGUCAGGAUUUAGGGGAGAGAGAUGGAGGUACCUAAACUGGAGCGUCUCUCUUCUUAUCUUGGCGUCACUUUAUAUGUUGAACUGCAUAAAGGACCUGGUUCGCCA
Choloepus didactylus (southern two-toed sloth) is the source of this 5017-nucleotide messenger RNA. RefSeq names its product developmentally regulated GTP binding protein 1 (gene DRG1). Gene Ontology annotation, biological process: cytoplasmic translation. Lineage: Eukaryota; Metazoa; Chordata; Mammalia; Pilosa; Megalonychidae. The coding region runs from base 3753 to 4814 and encodes 353 amino acids. The record is from RefSeq and is a predicted model, not a curated record. The transcript is spliced from 12 exons. Gene Ontology annotation, molecular function: GTPase activity; GTP binding. Gene Ontology annotation, cellular component: cytoplasm.